ACAAUACACAGCUUGUUUGUUUGUUUGUUUAUGCUUUAAUUGUUUUGACUUUAAAGUGAAGAAAAAAAAAAUCAAUUAAAAUUUUAUUUAUUCGUAAUUCUUUCAUGGUUUUUGUUAAGAUUAGUUUUAUAUGUUUUAUUAAUAGUUUAUUAAUAAAAAAUGUCGAAAGCCAAAGCAAAAGGCUAUGAGAGUAGCAGCAGCGAGCGUGAAUGUGAACAAAAUGAACAAAAAAAGAGAGGAAAACGUUUCAGUCAACUCGAAACGGAUUUACUUUUGUCUUUACUAAUGUCUGAUAAUGUUCCCAACAUGGAAUCAAGUAAAGUCACACUUAAAGGUCGCUCCAUGGGAUGGGAAACAAUAACAAAAAGUUUCAAUGCAUCGCCAAAUGUUGUACAAAGAACUGAAAAAGAACUUCGAGAUAGAUCCAGUAACAUUCGCAAGGAUCUUUAUCGAUUGGCGAGGUUCGAAAAAUCAAUGUUGGCAGCCACAGACGAUGAUGUACCUCGAAAGCCAUCGGUAUCGUUUGAAUUUUCAAAUGUUGUAAAAAGAUAUGCAUUUGCUUUGAAUGUUGACCUUGCCGGUCUAGCAAAUUACAAAGAAGAAGACUAUAUUCCAAUGCCAGUCUAUGACCCACUUGAAAACAAUCAGUCUUCGAACUCUUUUGAUAACGAGAUGAAGCCGAGAAUAGAGGCUGUAGUUUCAUUCGAUGAUGAAUUGACAUCGACAUUAAAAACUCCUUAUAGUUCGUCACUAAGGCCAGCUACUCAAAGCCAUAACACAAGAUAUACCAAUGGAAACCAACAAUUAAACAGACACAAUAUUGUAUACAGUCCCAGUAAAGACUUGCUUCGAAAAAAGGCUAGACUAUUGGCCGACGAGAAUAAACGUCGCAAUGAAGAUAACGAACGACGUAACGAAUGGCACAUACGAUGCAUGGAUAUAAAAAAUGAAGAAUUGGCUAUAAAAAAGAAACAAUCAGAAUUUUGGUCCAUCAUGAUAGACAAAUUAAAACAAACACCGACUAGUAUCACGGAUAUUGCAAAUGUUGUUCGAACUAUAGACGCCAGUAAUCCUAUUAGCUUUGACAUCAAUCAUUCAUCAGAAUCUUUAUUUACGAACGAACAAUGCGGGUUGAUAGAUAAUCUCAUCACAAAUGGAGAAACAGACUUUGAUAAUACUAAAGAGAAAGAGUUUUCAUUUAUAAAAGAAGAACAUUGUCGAGAUUUCAAAUAAUUACACAAAUCUUGUCAUGCAUUUUAAUACUGAA
Messenger RNA from Episyrphus balteatus (marmalade hoverfly), 1267 nucleotides. RefSeq lists its product as uncharacterized. Bases 160 to 1233 code for a protein of 357 amino acids. Lineage: Eukaryota; Metazoa; Arthropoda; Insecta; Diptera; Syrphidae. The transcript is spliced from 3 exons. The record is from RefSeq and is a predicted model, not a curated record.